This is a messenger RNA of Capronia epimyces CBS 606.96, 1023 nucleotides long. Its product is annotated as malate dehydrogenase, NAD-dependent. The transcript is spliced from 5 exons. Gene Ontology annotation, molecular function: L-malate dehydrogenase (NAD+) activity. Gene Ontology annotation, biological process: tricarboxylic acid cycle; malate metabolic process. NCBI's taxonomy places the organism in Eukaryota, Fungi, Ascomycota, Eurotiomycetes, Chaetothyriales, Herpotrichiellaceae. The coding region runs from base 1 to 1023 and encodes 340 amino acids. The record is from RefSeq and is a predicted model, not a curated record. Gene Ontology annotation, cellular component: cytoplasm.
AUGGUGAAAGCUGUAGUGCUCGGUGCCGCUGGUGGCAUUGGCCAGCCUUUGUCUCUCCUUUGCAAGAUGUCUCCUCUCAUCGACGUGCUUUCACUGUUUGAUGUUGUCAACAGUCCUGGUGUCGCAACCGAUCUGUCUCACAUCGCCACGAAAGCUCACGUCGAAGGCUUUGUUGCAGCCAAGGGUGAUUUCAAGGGAGAGCAGCAAGAGACUGAAGAUGCAAAGAAAGCAGCCCUGACCGGUGCAGACAUCGUCAUCAUUCCUGCCGGUGUUCCACGCAAACCUGGUAUGACUAGAGAUGACCUGUUCAAGAUCAAUGCCGGAAUUGUCAAGGAUCUUAUUACCGCCGUCGCCAAAUAUUCCCCUAAGGCAUUCAUCUUGGUCAUCUCCAACCCUGUCAACUCAACCGUCCCAAUUGCCGCCGAAGUCCUAAAAGAAGCCGGCGUUUUCGACCCCCAGAGACUCUUUGGUGUCACAACUCUUGACGUUGUCCGUGCCGAGAACUUUGUCGCCGACCUUCUCGGCCAGAAAGACUCCAGCAAAUUCAACAUCCCCGUUGUGGGUGGCCACUCCGGCAACACAAUUGUCCCACUGUUCAGCCAGACCCAGCCUCCAGUCGACUUCCCUGCGGAUAAGCUCGACGGCUUGGUCCAUCGUGUGCAGUUCGGCGGUGACGAAGUUGUCAAGGCCAAAGAUGGUGCCGGUUCUGCCACUCUGUCCAUGGCCUACGCCGGAUUCAGAUUCGCCGAAGCUGUCUUGAAAGCUGCCAAAGGCGAGAAAGGCAUCGUCGAGCCAACCUUCGUCUAUCUACCUGGCGUUGAGGGUGGUGAUGCUAUUGCUAAGGCCACUGGCACUGACUACUUUGCGGUUCCUGUUGAACUCGGCCCGAACGGAGCUGCAAAGGCCAUCAACAUCAUCUCCAAGGCCAACGACUACGAGAAGAAGCUGUUGGAUGAAGCAAUCAAGGCCCUCAAGACCAACAUCGAUGCUGGUGUUAACUUCAUCCAGAAGCCUUCCAAGUAG